Messenger RNA from Anopheles marshallii, 7218 nucleotides. It is a transcript of the gene hob, whose product is annotated as protein hobbit. Bases 1 to 7218 code for a protein of 2405 amino acids. Lineage: Eukaryota; Metazoa; Arthropoda; Insecta; Diptera; Culicidae. The transcript is spliced from 7 exons. The record is from RefSeq and is a predicted model, not a curated record.
AUGUUGAACUUUUUGUACAUAAUAUUAUUUAGUUCGCUCGGUUAUCUGGUUUUAACAUGGCUAGUACCAAAAUUAAUUGGAUUCGUGCUGAAAAAGUUGUACAAUAUAGAAAUCAAUGUUGGGCGUAUUAGCUUACCCUGUUCGAUACGCGAUGUGACCGUUUGCAAGAGUGGCUUUUCGGUGCAGAUCGAUGAAAUUAGCCUGCAAAGUAGCUUCGUCAAUUCAGACGUUUCGAAGCUGUUGUCGAUUAAUGUGCGCGAUGUACGCAUUAACAAGGAUAUCAACAAAACACCGGGCGGAGGAGGCAGCAAUUCCACAACGCCGGGUAGCAACGGCAGCCCGACGGGAUCGGGUAACAAUAGCGACUGGGCCGGAUUUCAGGCAAGAGCGAAAUGCAACCCCCAGCGGAAACCGCUCGAUUUUCGGGAAAAGAAGGUACCGCCAAAGUUGCUCAAGUUUGCUCAAUUCAUGGCAGUACAUAUAAACAAUGUGUCGGUAGCGUUGUUAAACAGCGCCCAGGAACCGGGCUGGUUGCUGCAUGCCACUGCCAAGGAGCUACACCUAGAUGGCAGUCUCGUGCACAGUACCAAAUCGUUGCUCGUAUCCGCAUCGCUUUGUGAUGCACAGGCGAAAAUUCUGCGCCAUUGCAUAUCCACCCCGAAGCGGCUGGAACGAUCGCGCAAAAUAUCCGAUCUACCCCAACCGUGUCUCGGUGAGCUUAGUUUCGGUAUCGCACUCGAUGGCGUGCUGGUGGUGGAUGCACCAAUGUCGCUGGAAAAGCUCAGUCUCGCAAUGACAACGACGAAAGUGAUCCUGCACGGCGGUUUGUACGAAUUCAUUAAGGACACACAGGCACAGAAGCGCCGACACCAGCUGUUUCUUCGACAACACGGUGUGCCGGAAGCGGAACACGAACCAGACCGUUCGGUUGAUCCAACUGCCCAGGAAGAGUUUUCCCUGUACGAAUGGUACCAGCGGUUUGCGCCGGUUAUACCGAAAAACUUUUUCGUGAAAAUAGAAAACACCACCAUCAGUGCGGUACGCGAAAACUCGUCGAAUGAUUUCUCCGCCACGUUGCAAAAGUUUGCAGUGUCGAGCAAAUUUAGUACCCCGCCGAGCAGCAUCGCAGAAGAGUGCCAGCUGCCCCUGGUCUAUGUAGGGAUGCAGUUGCAGCAGCUCGAGAUCGACACGAUGCACGAAAAGCUGCUGUUUUUGCAGCAGUUCAGUGUAGAUUCAAAGCUGGAGGGUAGCUUGGUUAACAUUUACUCGAAACUCGCAUCGUUUGUGCUGAUCUACAACCAUCGUGAGAUUUACGGGUGGAUCAGCAAGAAUUUCUUCACCGGCGAUCGUACAGCUCGGCAGCUAAAUCCGAAAAGUUUGAAGCUAGCUGGUCUGGCGACACAGUGCAGAUCGCGACGAAAAUCCGCUGGUGGUUCAAAGAUGCUGGAAGACUUCCUGAAGCGCAUCGUCGUCAAGGGUUGUGCCGAGCUGUGGGACGUAACGACCGUCUUCCGGUUUGGUUCAGCGCAAGUUUCCUCCAUAUGUUGCAAUCACGCAAAGCUGCUGCUGGAACAGUUUGCCGAAAAGCGCACCAAGGUGUACGAGAAUAGAAUGUUGAACUUACUGCUCGAUCGUCGGCACUGGAGUGCUGAGUUGCUAAUUGAAUCGGUCUGGUGGUCACUUAGCUCGAACAUUUCACAUAAGGAAAACGCGCAAAGCUUGAAAAAGGGUCACAUACGCGGCAGUCCCUUCUACGUGGCGAUGAGCUUGUGCAAACUGAGCAGUUACGGCGAUACGACCAUGCUGGACUUUUCGGUGCAUACUUUUCGGGUGGAGUAUAGCCCAACGCUGGCAGAUUAUCUAGUGAAUGCGAAACGCUGUCUGGAGCAGUACCGUUCGACGACAGCGGCGAACACAAGACAGCAAUCAGCGCGCGAACCUCAUAUACCUCCACCAGGGAAGGAACGUCGAGGAUCGCUGGCUACGAUCGAUUUACUAAUCAACGCACGAGUGACAGACAUAUCUGGAUUUUUCUUCAAUCAGCACGAAACGUGCAUGCUAGCCAACUUGAACGAGCUCACGGUGGGAAAGACGGCGAUGAAAAACUUUAUCCGCUUCGACAGCUUCCAAAUGGAGAUACUGGACUUCCGGCACAUAACUGGCUGCGAGUAUGGGUCGGCCGAGCUGCAGAAUGUAUUUGCGAAUGUGAAGGGUAUACGUGUGGAGCACGUGGACGUUGGAGGGGUCCCGAAGGUAGACGUUUGGCUGCUGGAAGAUGCGAUCGUGAUGUGGAAUACUAAUCUACAUAUGCACAUUGUAACGCUGCUGCAAGAGAUGCGUCAAUUGAGGGAUGGUUUGAAAACCAAACCACUUCCCGACCCACCACUAGAUUUACCCGUUUUAGAGCCGGAACGCAAUACAUCGGCGAGGAAAUCAUUGUUCCGCUCGAUGAUCCUCGAGCUGUACGCCGAGGGAAGCGUGGAGUUUGGAAUCAAGAUCAGCGAACGGCAUUCUAUGCAGGUGUUUGGGGAAAAUGCGUUCGUGCACCGGAAGGGCCAAUGGAUGCUGUCGAUCGAAAACAUUGUGAUCAAGAUCGACGAUCAGCACAUAUUUACCAUCAAGGAUAUGGUGAUGCAGUCAUUGGAGCGGGUUGAGUUGCUCUGCCAGGAACGGCAAAACUAUGAUCAUUUCCAGCUGGACUCCAACCGUGUGUGGGCGACAACGAUUGGUGGUGUGAAGGUGAUCUUCCCGUACGAGCACGAUUUCUACGGAGCAAUAGUGAAUGAGUUCGUGUCGAUCUACAAGUGGUUGAAGGUGGUACACAACUACAAGAAGAAACCGUUCACAAUGGCCAGUCCUUUGCCGAGUGAUAUGAUAAUACAGAUCAAAGAAUUUUUGCUUGAGAUGAGCGACGACCCAUUCGAGGUGAAGCUACGCGACAACUACGUGCUGCUGCUGGAUGAGUACCACGAAAGCGUCAAGCGGAAGGAGCUGUUUGAUCAAAAGAUAGCUCAACUGUGCUCGGAGCGUCUAAUGUUACCGCCCGGUAUGCUUGAGGAGCUAAACGCGAACCUGAUAAAGAAAAAUUCGGAAAUUUACAUACAACGAUCGAAAAAAAUCUCCGAAUCCGGUCCACCGCGUACCCGUCUUAUCGCUUGGAUUAUGACCGAUUUAGAAAUAAUGGCUAUGGCAGAUCCCUCACUGCAUGGUGGAGACAAUGCAGUGCGUUGGCUGCGUAUGCUUGACCCGGAAAGUCCAUGGCCCGACGAAGGUAUUGAGUUCGUGACGCUGUGGGUGCGUGCCAUCAAUAUCGGAUGCAGCGAGUGGAAGUUUAUGUUACGCGACUAUCCGCAGCCAAUGUUUCACGUGAAGGCAAUGCAUCUUUUCGGGACACUAGCAGGCGCUGAGAUGGCACCGCCAAGGCGGGCCAAGCGUGACGUCGAGAUCGAACUGGGCGAACCGUUCGGGACGCACACGGUGCAGCGCAGUAUGACGUCGAUAAAGUUUUAUCACGAUUUCAACUGGGAACUGGAUUAUCUGGCGUACGCGUUCGGACCCUGCUGGGAACCGGUGAUGGCGCAGUGUAAUCUUAUGAUGGAGAAAAUAUCGGCCCCAUCACGUGAUCCGAGUCCCCCGUUACCGUUCUGGGAUAAGAUGCGUCUGCUAAUGCACGGACAGCUGUCGAUCAUCGCUAAGCAGUUUACAAUUUUGUUGCACGCCUCGCUAGAUCCGUACAACACAACGGAGGAAAUGGAACUCACAUGGAAUAACUGCGGUAUAAUGUAUUCGAAUGCGCGCCUAAUGUUCAAGGGCGAUCUGAAUAUCUAUGUGCGCACGGCUUCACGAUACGACGAUUGUCGGUUGCUGCAUCUGCCAAACUUGAAGCUAACGUUCAAGCUGAACUGGGUAUGCCUAGCAAACCCGAACGAUCACCAUGCGGUCGUACCGUGUGCGCCAGACAAGCUGCCCGAGUACAGCAGCAAUCAAGUGCACGAUUCCUUUCGGGCGUUCCGUUCGCAGCAUCUAAACAUAUGGGUGUCGUUCGAAAUCAAGCAAAAUGCUAUGUCGGAUUACGAUAUCCCUAAUCUGGUCCUGUACGGCAGUACGCUGCGGUGGUUCGAAAGCUUAAAGCUAAUCCUUUCCGGCGUUACGCGCCCGACCCGUCGUGGUCCAGUGUUUAACAAUGUGCGUCCGAGAAAAAAGCAACUGAGCCGCCAUUAUCGCAAAGCAAAUCUUCAGAUGAGUUUGCACCGGUUUCAGAUAUUUUACUGGAUGUCGCACGCAUUGAAUCGUGGUUUUCAACUGAGCGGUGGCAGAAUUACGUUUAGCUCGGAGCACACACUAACACUGCUACCGAUUGACGACGGAUUGAUUCAUCGUCCUCGGGCCGACUGGUCUGUGAUGUAUAUGAACUGUGAGCUAAACGAUGCCGAGAUUUGGCUGCGGACAACACAGAUCAGCAACGAGCAGCAGCAGCAGCAACGUACCGAUACGAGCUCGGAAAGCCUUUCAAACGCUAGUGGCGACAUCUACCGGUAUUAUUUCCUGAGCGUCGCAAGGGUUUCCUAUGGGCGGGAAGCACUGCUCUCCACCAAUGGGAACGAGCGUGAAAAGGAUACGCCGACACACAAGCUCGUGGUGUACGAUCUGAAAGGUGCAUGGACCAAAGACAACAGAGAUGUUGCGUUCGCACUGUUCGAUUCGCUUGUCAAGAGCCAGAAGCUGAAAAACAACCUCGCAACGGAAGCUCUGAAGUGUUUCCGCAAGGAAGGAAGUACCGCGGGUGCGGGCACCGGUAGCGGUUCUGCAGGAGGUGGUGCAACAACAGCAGCAGGAGGAACGGAUCUAGGAACACCAUUCAAAUCAAGAAGUACCGGGCAAGAUCUACAUCAGGGUAGCGGUGGUGUAGCAGGGACCACGAGUAGUGGAGGCCACCUAAGUGCGAAGGGAAAAGCACAGCAGUCAAGCGACAGUAUGGCGAUGUUGCAGCAGCUGAUACAGGAAGCGGACCACAAACCGUUAGUAUACAGUGACGAUCAGUCAGCUCAGACGCGCCAGCAACAGCUGAAGGGCCUGCAGGCAUACCAGGAGGGUGAUGUGCUACACUACAAUUGGGCAAUAUCGCUGGUCAACUCGCAGGUGCUGCUGAAAGGCUGCGAAACGUCCGGCUAUGUGAUACUGAGCGCAGCUAAGGCGGAGAUCUUACAACGUGUUCAUCGACCGGUAUGGCGUGAUCACACGAUCGUUUCGAAAACGACCUGGGUCGGGUCGCUGGAGUGCAUGCAGUACUACGCUACGGUAAGCGCGAACGAGGGUGACUCGCACGAGAUGGCAGAAAUUAUGUGGCUGACGGUGGAUAACAUCCAGGAGAAGGAUCGUGACGCACCGGUAGUGAUCAGUGAGCUGCCGGAUCUGCCACAUCUCGUCGGUAGUGGACAGAGCGUGGGUGGAGUCGUGUCCGAGACGGUUGGAGUACUCGGCGAGAGCAGCUACACCAGUGGACAAAAGCCCCCGAUCCAGCUGCAACGCAUCGUGUCGCGGUGUAAAUGUGAAUUUUUCUACGUCAGCUACGGUGACACCAGCAUCGAUCCGGGUAUGAUCAGUGAGGUACCGCCACCGCCGGUCGAGGAAUCGAUGAGCCCGUGGGAAAAUCAGGACGAACCAGUGGAUGCAUUCACGCUGAUGCAUCACGAUCUUGACGUCUGUACCAACUCGCUCCAGUACGCGAUGAUCCUGGACAUCGUGAACAAUUUGCUGCUGUACGUGGAACCCCAGCGCAAGGAAGCGCUGGAACAGCUCGCCCGGAUGCGAUUCCAGCUGCAGCUAUAUAGCAGCGAGGAUCAGAAGCGACCGAUCCAGCAUUUGCAGACAGAGAUCCGCAGUUUGAUGUCGCGCAUCCGGUGUCUGGAGAAGGACAUCCAUUUCAUCACGAAGGCGCGCUUGGAAGACGGAGACUCGGAGGAUCUUCGUGUGGAGUUCGAAGACGUGCACAACUCCAUCCUAUACUUCAAGGAACUGCUAACGACCAAAAGCGACGAGCUGGACAUGAUGCUGUCGUGCUACAACGAAGCACAGCUGUCCGCUUCGAACCGGUUGGCCACGUUCCGCAAGGACAAACCGGUCACGAUAGUGCGUGCGAACGAAAUCUGCUUCAAGCAUGCCCAGUGGCGUCUGACGGAAGCGGACGGUCAGAUCGGUAUCGCCGAUCUCAUACUGAGCAAUUUCCUGUACACGAAAAACUCCAAGAGUGACGACUCGGUGGACCAUCUGCUAGAGCUGGGUUACAUUAGGAUCAGUAAUUUGAUACCGCGCGACAGCUACACGGAGGUGCUUUGUCCGACCGAAAUUCAACGUGACAUGCCGGUGGAACAUAAGCGUGUGUUGCGGGUGUUCUGUCGCGAGAAACCACCGGUUGGUGGAAUUUCCGUGAAGGAACACUUCGAGAUCAACGUCGUACCGAUUACGAUACAAAUUUCGAAGAAGUUUUACAACACGAUGCUCAAGUUUUGCUUUCCGGAUCGCGACGAAGCGGAUGCAGCCGAUGAGCUUGAUGCAAGCGGCGAUGGGAGCGGAUCGGUUGCUAGUACGAGCGGCAGUGGAUCAUCCGUUGCCGUGAAAGGAGGUAUCAGAAAAACGAACUCGUCCUCGUUAGCUGGCAGUGCCGGAAGUGGUGGUGGUGGUGGUGGUGGCGUUGGUGGCAGUGGUGGUGCAUCCGCUUCCUCGAGCAGUUCCAUUUCCACCGCCGGUGGGUCGAAAUCGUCCGCCGGCGGAGGCAAAAAGGCGUCCAAGGAUAGCAACUUCUACGUGCGCAUUCAGGACGAUGUGGAAAAAAUGAAGGAGCGGGCAGAGAAGAACAAGCUGUUUAUCUACAUCAAGAUACCGGAGGUACCGGUGAAGGUAAGCUACAAGGGAAAUAAGGAGAAAAAUUUCGAAGACAUCACGGACCUGGCACUGCUGAUACCCACGCUCGAGUAUCACAAUGUCACGUGGACGUGGCUCGACCUGCUGCUAGCAAUGAAAUCGGACAGUCGGCGUGUUCUGUUAUCGCAGGCAAUAAAGCAAAAGUUGAAACUGAAGAAGGCACUUGUGGACGAGCAACCAUCACCGCAGGAAGAGGAUAAGGCAAAGAUGCUGUUCGGCAAUCGACAUGCGCGUGCUCGGAAUAAGCCGGAAAACAAGAGCCUUCGGAAGGGUGUAUUUAAGUUCUCCAAAUCAUAA